AUGCAGUUUAUCUCUGCAACUAUUAGUAGUGCUAGAAAAGCAUACAAGAUGAAUAAGCUUGCUAUAUAUAACAGUAAUCAAAAGAUGCUAUAUGGAUUCCUUAUCUACUACAGAGCAUAUUUUCUGCAUUACAAGACUCAGUUUAUUAAGAAAUCUGAGAAAGUUAUUCUUGCAGAAAUUCGUUUCGAAAAGAAUGCUCUUAUCUGA
This is a messenger RNA of Cryphonectria parasitica EP155, 207 nucleotides long. RefSeq lists its product as uncharacterized. The record is from RefSeq and is a predicted model, not a curated record. Lineage: Eukaryota; Fungi; Ascomycota; Sordariomycetes; Diaporthales; Cryphonectriaceae. The transcript has a single exon. Bases 1 to 207 code for a protein of 68 amino acids.